Molecule: messenger RNA, 4470 nt
Organism: Serendipita indica DSM 11827
Lineage: Eukaryota; Fungi; Basidiomycota; Agaricomycetes; Sebacinales; Serendipitaceae
Source: the annotation of a GenBank genome assembly
AUGGAGGUCAACAACCAUAGCUUCAAAGCCUCAAAGAAACCGCGGAAAGGUCAUUCCUCCGGCUCUUAUUCCAGUUCCAGUUCGAAGAUACCCUUUUCCUCGUACUCGCGACCUCUAGUGUCCAGACGCUGCCAGCUGCCACUCAAAGUCUCCGUUUCGCGCAGUAGUACCAUUAGCACGUCUAAUCCGUUUUCAACUGGGAGCAUCAACAAUCCUUUGGGGAUCAGUACAUCAGAUGCUCCCGGGUUGCAACAGUAUGGGUCCUACUAUUACCCUUCGUCGCCGUCUCAGUUCUUGCAAUCCCCUGGUAAUGGAAUAUUCCCAUUUGCGCCCGAGGUGGAAGACUUUUACGUGCAUAGAUCAUACUCUUCUCAUCCUUUUGCAAGAGCUCACACCCAUCUUCCUUCGCACGGCUACAGCACCAAGCGCACGAAGAGGACGUCGUCCACCGUAGGCAAUUCGCUAGAGGAGCGCGAUAUCACUUCAUUCCAUAGCCCUUCAGCGUUUGCGACGCUGCAAACGAACACACCAAAGGACUUGGGCUCACCUGCCUCCUCACCGGCGGAUUCGCCAACGACGUGGGCAGGGCCCAUCCUCGAUGAUCCUACGCUAUUCAGUCCAUACACACAGACUUUGGCAUCCGCGAGCCCCCACGAGGCGUCGCCGAAGGGGGCGUCGAACCCUUCCCCAAGCGAAGAAGGCACCAUGAUCGUCCAUUCGGUAUCUGAUCGGCGGAGCUUAAACGCUUCUCGCCUCGAGUUCCUUCGACGCCGAUUCGAUAUUUUGCAGCUCGAAGCACGCAAGGCCAUCAGCGUCGAGCAAGUGGAACCCCUUCAUCCCGUACUUGCGCUCGCCCCACCCUCCUUGGAAUCGUAUGGUCCGCCGGUGAUUGCAAAAGUACUUGAUUGGCUUGGGUUGGUGAGAACGUUGGACGUCCUGCCUUCGCUUGUAUGGGACGUUCGUCAGGUGCCCAGUCAAGCGACAAUCAUGGCCAUCCCCGCUCGGGUGUUUAGAAUGAAAGAAGAGGAAGACAUGAAAGGGCGGAUCAAGAUUGUCAAAGAGCCCGUUGGGGCCAGCAAGUUUCGCCAAAUGCUUAACGAACCGGCGACGAAUCCACCGUGCACAGUACUGACAGUUUCCAUCAAUAACGGGUGGGGUGUACGCAUCCGGAGCACGCAGCCGACCGCUGAUGGAGGAAUCGUCCGUGUACGGGACGUGAUUGAGACGAUCUAUAGAGCUCUCAAGGCACCCAUUAUGGGAGCGUCGAAUGUGGGUGGGCAUCAUGUGAACAGCGAGGACAAGAACCGGGUGUCGUCUCUCGGUGGAAAAUAUCGAUGGAUGGGUUUGAGGGCUACUGGAGAGAUGCGAGUGCAGAGAAUGGUGAAUGGUGAGGCAGAUGGGGGUGUCUGGGAACUUGUGAAAUACUCGCGGUGGUCGGGCAGUGUCCCCAGCUACCCUGCCAAACGACACUCUCGCUUGUCCGUUGUCGAAACGUCCAGCGACGCAGACGACGAGCAAGACGACUUGGACCUUGCCUCUCCCAAAAUUUUGGGGAUUAUGGACUCGAAUUCCAGCUUAGGCCAUGGCCAGCAGCAGCAACAGGCGCCCCCAAGUUCUCGUCCUCGCCGACGCAGCGCCUUGGCACUCGCAGACCGCCUCACCACCAUGGUUUCCCUACGCCGUGGGACAAACUCCCGCUCUCGUUCUCGUUCCGGAUCAGAUGCUAUUAGCCCACAGAGCGCACGGACUAACAGCUCGAAUGUCCUUACGACGAAUACCCGGAGUCGAGGGACAAGUCGGGAUCAUUCCGCAUGCACGACAGAAGACGAUAGGGAGAGCAGUGAGGACCCCCACUCGGUAGAAGAUGAUAUGGCCGAGUUUGGAUAUCUACUCGAAGACGAUCCGUUUGCAAACCUGAGCACACCGCCCUCGGAGUGCCAAAGCCCGCUGGGAGGACGAACGUGGAUUAGACAACUGUCGUCCACAGAUGUCAUUCGGGAGGAACCAGAGGAGAUGCUUGACGAUCUCACGAGGAAACGUCUCUCGAUGCGGCGCGCCAGCAGCACCAGCGCGCUCCAUGUGCAUUUCACAACCGGGAACCGACUCGAACAGCAAGUCAAAGAGGAAGACGAAGGAGAUGAUGAGCGAGAGCAUGAUGAUGGCGAUGCCACUUCGAGCCUCUUUCAUGAGAUUGGUCAUGCAUCCACCUCGGCACUCCCAUAUUCACGUGAUGAAGACGUGCCCGAGCGAAAGCGGAGCAACUCGCUCACCGAACGCGUGCGACACAUUGUCCAAAGUCGGCCAUCGCUCCCUAGCCUGUCCAUUCUGGCUAACACCAAAAUUUUCUUACCCCAUUCAUCCAAGUCCUCCUCCCUCGCAGCCCGGUUCCCAUCCGAGCCUUGGGACGACCCCAAAUACACCCAACACAAUCAGUCCAAGUCGUCCCUGAUGGACCAUAUUCGCACGGUAUCCUCUCGACGCGAAGGUCGAGACCGGUCCAAUGGUUCAUUCAAUCAAUCUGGUGGCUUUUAUGAUGAAGGAAACAGCGGGUUCCAGAGACGGUACGAGGAAUCUGGAUCGGAUGGCGCAGGAAGGAUGCCAGGGGAUAGGGACAGAGCGGGCGGAGGCGCCGGUGGAGGGAAUGGCGGCCGCUAUCCGUCCGGAAACGGUCCACAUUCAAGCCAAGAAGACUCGAGCGGACAUACCACAUCCGAGACGACAAACUCUGAAGAUGAGGAUAGUGACAACGUUCCGCUCGGACACCGCCCAAACGCAUUUUCGGCACAGAAAUCGCUACGUAUGCGCAUCAAAGACGAGCGAAGGUCGCGCAAGGAGACCAUCAAAGCGUCACGCGCUGCGCCUGCCGCAACACACCUAGAGCCGACAUCGUCAACUUCGACAAAGACGGAUAAUUUGUCUGCAGACGACCUUACCGCGCGCCUGCUGCGACUUCGCGCCACCGAAUCCCCAUCCCUGCCAGCUUCGCCGACCGGCAGAACCGCUUUUCCUACCCUACCUACGUCGAGUAUGACGAAAGCCACUUCGCCUCUCCGUUCGCCAAUUUACGGUUCCUUUCCUGCUCCCGCUCCGCAACCGAUACCCUCUUCCUCUGCGCAAGCAUCGACGUUUGCGUUUCCUUCUUCGUCGACACCCAUGUCGCCACCCGCGAUUAAGCGGCACGCGACGGAUGCAGCUGGCCAUGGACCUCCGCAUACAGCGCUUCCGAGGCCCACAUUCCCUACGCGCUCAAUGACUUCUUUCGACUCGCCUCGCACGGCUGUUCCAGGUGGCUCGUUUGAUCUCCGUCGACCGUCCGACGACGCACAGCAUGCUCAAGCGCCUUUGCCAACCCCCUCGGGACGUUUGCGGGCGGAUACGUUACUCGGCAAACUCGUCAGUUCUUCUGGAGCGAACAAACUCCGACAGCGAGCUACGUCGUUGCAUUCAUCAAAGGCACCACACCCGAUGCCACAAGUACCAUUGCCUCCUCUCCCUCUAUCUCGCCAAAGCGACUCGGCAUGGAACAAUCAAGGGGAGCGUUCGUCCGCAGGAGAUGCAUCUGGCGGGUUUAUGAUGCAACAGCGCAUUUUCAUCGGCGACAUGCAGCGUUUCGGCGUCGUUGAGAUUGGCUCCAAGACGAAUGCCCGCGAUGUGGUUGAAGAACUCGCCUCGAGAGGUGAUUUGGCACCAGAAGAGGUCGCACAAGACGACUGGAUGGUAUUUGAGAUGGCCAACGAUUUUGGGAUGGAACGCCCGAUUCGUGAGUACGAGCUGUUGAUGGAGGUGUACAACUCGUGGAACUCGGAUACACGCAUGAACUACUUUAUGCUCAAACGUACGCCGCUCGCACCGUAUCUCGCUGCAGAGGCGAUGCCCAAAGCCUCGCCCACGUACAGUGGAUACGUCGAAUGGGAGCAAAAACGCGGCAAGUGGACGAAGCGCUGGCUCGAGCUUCGCGAGCACAGUUUGUGGCUCUCGAAACGACAAGGUGCAAAGGACGCUACGCAUCUCUGCACGCUCUCCAACUUUGAUGCGUAUAACAUUACGCGCAUUCACAAGUCACCCAAGCCGUACACCUUUUCCGUCAAGUCGGUGCAAAAUAUGAGGCUUUUCGAGAGCAUGACGGAUUACCACCACGUCUUUUCCUGCGACGCGAUGGAUGGUGGGCACUGGGUUCACAAUAUCCUCUUGGCACGCUCCUAUGUCCUACACCAGGAACGCACCGCGCUGUUCCGACAACUUCAACCUCAGUCUCGUCCAUCAACGGCAACUUCUCCAUCACCGGGUCCUUCACCCGCGCCAGCCGUCUCUCGAUCUGGUACGAGACGCGCACCGCCGGCACCUCUGCUUCUCUUCCAACAAAACUCAUCCGCGACGCCCCCGAUGCCGUCGUUGCCGACUGCUGGCGUCACAUCCCCUUUGGGAUCCUUCCAGCCGGUUCCUGGGUCGCUGCUCUCAAAGCGUCUCUAA